Messenger RNA from Solea senegalensis (Senegalese sole), 1753 nucleotides. RefSeq names its product carbohydrate (N-acetylglucosamine 6-O) sulfotransferase 7 (gene chst7). The record is from RefSeq and is a predicted model, not a curated record. The transcript has 3 exons. Gene Ontology annotation, cellular component: Golgi membrane. Lineage: Eukaryota; Metazoa; Chordata; Actinopteri; Pleuronectiformes; Soleidae. Gene Ontology annotation, molecular function: chondroitin 6-sulfotransferase activity; N-acetylglucosamine 6-O-sulfotransferase activity. Gene Ontology annotation, biological process: N-acetylglucosamine metabolic process; carbohydrate metabolic process. Bases 92 to 1351 code for a protein of 419 amino acids.
CACCCACACACACAGUCAGAGUAAAUUGAGAGCAGAGUCAAAGCAGCAGCUGAUUCUCUUCUUCAUCUUCAUCAUCAUCAGCUCAGAGGAGAUGAAGAGGAGGAUCCACAAGAAAUACCUGGUUCUGAUUCUGGCCUACACCGGUCUGCUGCUCUUAAUCCCGUACGUGCUGGAUUACCGGGAUAAAUCGGCGGCUCACGGGAGGCUGCAGCCGCAGCAGCAGCUCCGCUGCCCGGAGCUGGAGAACACGGUGGCGCUGCUCUGGGAAAAUAACGGCUCCAAACUCGAGGAGUCGGCGUCGGUGAACCGGAGCGCGCAGACCCGGGUCCACAUCUACCUGCACGCCACCUGGCGGACGGGCUCGUCGUUCCUGGGCGAACUGUUCAACCAGCACCGGGACGUGUUCUACCUGUACGAGCCCAUGUGGCACGUGUGGCAGACGCUGUACCCGGGAGACGCGGGCAGCCUGCAGGGGGCGGUGCGCGACAUGAUGAGCGCCCUCUACCGGUGUGACUUCUCCGUGCUCAAACUGUACGCGGGGACGCAGAACAUCAGCACCUCCUUCAUCUUCGGCUGGAAGACGAACAAGGUGAUCUGCUCGGAGCCGCUGUGCGACGCCCACAAACGUGACAACGUGGGUCUGGUGAAGGAGGACCAGUGCGCCAAGUGUCAGAGGAGAGACAUCAGGGACCUGGAGCGCGAGUGCAGGAAGUACCCGGUGAUGGUCAUCAAAGGAGUCCGGGUUCUGGACCUGAGCACGCUCCUCCCUCUGAUGAAGGACCCAGACAUCAACCUCCAGAUCGUCCAGCUCUUCAGGGACCCGCGCGCCGUCCACAACUCCCGCCUCAAGUCCAAGCAGGCGCUGGUAAAGGAGAGCAUCCAGGUCUUGAGGAGCAAGAAACAGGCCGACAAGUACAAGCGCCUGCUGUUGCCGAGCAACCGUCUGAACCGUGCAGAGAGCUACGUGUCCAGCGCCAUGGAGGUCAUCUGUGACAACUGGCUGAGCGACAUGACACUGGUGACCAACGCACCGCCGUGGCUCAAGAGGAACUACAUGCGACUGCGCUACGAGGACCUGGUGCUGCGCCCCCUGCAGGAGCUCCAGAGGCUCUACCGCUUCUCCAACCUGUCCUCGUUCCCCGCGCUCGACAGGUUCGCGCUGAACAUGACACAGGGGCGGGGCUACUCGUCUGACAAACCCUUCCUCAUUUCAUCCCGGGACGCCAAGGAGGCGAUUUACGCGUGGAGGGAGCGGCUGAGUGUGGAGCAGAUCGAGCAGGUGGAGGCGUUCUGCAGCGAGGUCAUGAGGCAGCUGGGAUACGACAAGAACAAGCCCGACAAGACCACAUGAGGGCGCCACACCACAAACCACAGGUUACAGGGGCCUGGUAUCAGGACUGAGGGACAAAAAGACAGAAUAAGAAAACAAGCAGCUGGAAUGUCGUCCAGCGGGAGACACUGAGCUUCACUCCUGGGUUGUUUUUCCCUAAGCCGACACCGGGUUGAUGACCUGGAGAAAAUCCAAGUGCAGCCAAUCACAGACGCACGAAUGUGGAGCAGGAAGACGACAACUCAUGAUUACUGUUACCUGGAUAACACAUCUGAAGAAUGUGGGGAGGGGAAGAAAGGGUUGAUCGCGCGGUCACUGUGUCCUUACGGCAGAAAUAAUCCCUCCUCAAAUUUCCUGCACACGCUCAGAGCCGCCAGAACACUCAACACAGUUUUCUGGUUCUGGUUCUGAAACGUACACUAA